This is a messenger RNA of Aspergillus melleus, 1488 nucleotides long. RefSeq names its product indoleamine 2,3-dioxygenase family protein. Gene Ontology annotation, molecular function: metal ion binding; heme binding. The record is from RefSeq and is a predicted model, not a curated record. Bases 1 to 1488 code for a protein of 495 amino acids. The transcript is spliced from 5 exons. Lineage: Eukaryota; Fungi; Ascomycota; Eurotiomycetes; Eurotiales; Aspergillaceae.
AUGACCCAGAUCAAAACCCCUCGUACUUCUACUACUACCCUGAAGUGUUUCCCUUAUGUUCAUCAUGACCCGGCUACCCUUCCUCGGUCCUUGGACCCUUUUACCAUCACCACUUCUACAGGGUUCAUGCCCUUCAUCAUGUCCCCUACCAACCUCCCCGAGCCCUUCCAGCCUCUAGUGGCCCUGCUUGAUCGGAUGCCCGUGACCAAGCUCGACGGCACUCCUGGUCUGCUGGCGACUUAUGAGCUGGGACCUGCCGUCGCCGAGCUCCCUGACCUCACCGCUGAAGUCGACAAGCUCGUCACGGCUGACGGCUCCCCGGAUCUCUACGCAGUCACGGCCGUGUUCAGGGACUACUCCUUCCUGGCGUCGGCGUAUUUGCUUGAGCCCUGCUGGGAGAACUGGCGUAAGAACCCGGACAAUGGGUAUGGUCUCGGAAGAGACUUUUUGCCUCGGGCCGUGGCUUGUCCUAUGUAUCGAUGUGCUCAGCUCCUGGACAUCCCUCCCUUCAUGUCCUAUGCCGCCGCAUACUCCCUUUUCAACUACACGGUAGCCGAACCAUCUAAGGGCCUGACCUAUCCUAACCUCCGUCUGGUCCGCGCCUUCGAGCACGGCCUUGACCCUAAGAGUUCCGAGGCCGGGUUCAUCCUGACCCACGUGGACAUGGUCAAGGAGUCAAAGGGACUGAUCAGUGGGGCGCUCAAAGUCGUCGAUACGCUUGAGCAAGCCGGGUCUCGAACUGAGGUCAACGAUGGGUUCCGAGAGAUCCUGGCUUCGAUGGAGAAGAUCGAAGCCAGUAUGGAAGAUAUGUGGGCCAACUCUAAACCCCAAGACUACCUGUCCUUCCGUGUCUUCAUCUUCGGAAUCACCUCGCAGUCCAUGUUCCCCAACGGUGUCAUCUACGACGGCGUUCUCGACAAUCAACCGCUCUUCUUCCGCGGAGAGAGCGGUGCCAACGACAGCAUGAUCCCCCUCCUAGACCACCUCCUCCAAAUCCCCAUGCCCUCAACCCCCCUCACCAAAAUCCUCCACGAAUUCCGCGCCUACCGCCCCCUCCCCCACCGAACCUUUCUCGCCUACCUAAACGCCAAAUCAGCCGAAGUAGGCGUCCGCGACUUCGCAGUCCUCGAUACCGAAACGACCAUCCUGUUCCUGAAGACCUUGAACCACGUCCGGAGCUUCCGGUGGCGCCAUUGGUUGUUUGCCAGGGAGUAUAUUAUUCGGAGAACGCCGCAUCCGACGGCCACGGGUGGGAGUCCGAUUGUUACGUGGCUUCCGAAUCAACUCUCCGCUGUUAUGGAUAUGAUGAUAUCCAUGUAUGACACGUACCUUGCACCACAGAAGAACGGGGAAGUCGGAGCUCACGGACUGAGCGGGUAUGAUGCCUCGUAUCAGAAACAGGUGGAGCCGAUGAUGGAGAUGGUCAAGGAUCAGAGGGAGAAGUUGGCGAAGGAGGUGGAGAAGUGGUGUAAGGAGAGGGGGGUUUGA